Drosophila nasuta is the source of this 2018-nucleotide messenger RNA. RefSeq lists its product as uncharacterized. The coding region runs from base 598 to 1413 and encodes 271 amino acids. Lineage: Eukaryota; Metazoa; Arthropoda; Insecta; Diptera; Drosophilidae. The record is from RefSeq and is a predicted model, not a curated record. The transcript has 3 exons.
AAUUAACCAAAUUUAGUCUGAUGUCGUCUCAUUCAAUCCAAUCAUAGUCUAGCUUGAACUCGCUAGAGGUCUCUACGUAAAAACGAAAUUAAUUUUUGGUGCGACAACGACGAGAAACCAGGAUCAGAAUUUAGGAUCAGAAUUUUUGAUGAAGCUGAGUCCUGCGUCCACUAGAAAUAAAGAAGUGAAGCGAAUUUUUUCGCAUUUACCAAAAUAGCGACCAACUGCUAGGGGGAUAUGGGCAUAUAAAACCUUUGCAAAAUCCGCAACUAAAAGGUUGGCAAAAAUCGCCAAAAACAAAUCAUAAAUAAAGCAAACCAUUUGAAAAAAAAAAUAUUUGCAAAAAAGCGUUGACAGUCAAAUUCUACUUCAGAAGAAUUGAAGAAUAGGACUUUCAUUGUUGAUAUAGAAUAGUUGAUAAAUGAAUAGAAUAAUAGUUCUAUAGGUAUAUUAAAUACGAUAAUAAUUCUAUGAUUAACAUAUAAUAGAAUAAUAGUUCUAUGAAUAUAAAAAAUCACUAGCCAAAAUCAUUAAAUCAGCACGCAUAGGACAAAAGUCAUUUAUCUGCAACGUCUGCAAAACAAGAAAUAGAUCAAUAUGCUGGAUUAUCCUCUCAAUUUAAGUGGCGCAAAGCAUUUAAAAGCAAAUAAUAAAGUGCAGACAAUGGAAAAUGAAACGUUUGAGAAUCCUGCCAACCAAAGCAGUUUCGAUUCUUUAACAGAGAGUUUAGACAUCUGUGAAUUUCAUAAUCAUCAAGCACAAAUCAAUGAUUUUACGCCCAGUACUAAAAGAAAUAGAGACAAUCAUAUUAAAUCCAUUGACAUGGAAGAGAAGAAAAAAGAGUUUCAGUCUUUUAAGAAAUUGAAGGCAACAGCUCAACAAAUUAAUGAUGAAGAAGAUUGCUCCGAACAACAAUCGGAAAUUGAUUUACAGCUCAGACAAGUAGAUGAUCCCGAUUUUGAUCAGCUUGCGAUUGGUUAUAAUAAUUCUCUAACCGAGCAUUUCAUUAUCUCGGAGAAGCUGCAGCAGGAAUAUCAAUUGGAUCAUGAUGAAAAUGGGAGCAGCUUUCGGUUGUCAAGCAAUGAGCUCUCCUUCUUGCUGGAAACUCUUCAAAAUAAUUGCGAAUCACUAACGGAACUUAGCAGCUUAGAUGAAUAUGAAAUGGAUAUUCAAAAUACAAUCAAUGAUAGACAUGAAGAUCCAGAUGUAGCGGAGACUUUAAGAAGGACAGUUGAGGAACUAAAUGAGACAAAUAGCAGCUUUAACCUUGUGCCUCUUGAGCAGAAAAAGUCGUCGAUAAAUGUAACCGACCUCCAUGAACUGCACAACUUUAAGAUCGAGCUGGACACAAGUAAAUUAAUGAAAUUCAGUGCAUUGUUUCCGAAGGAGGAGACAGCAUCGUGUUACCUCUAGAGCAACAACACACACCCCACUGUCCAGUGUCCAUCGUCCAUUGUUCAGUUAGCAGUUGCAAUGAAGCAAUAAUCACUGUGACCAGAAACAAUUCAGCUAAAGUUGGAAUGAAUACUAGCAGCGACAGACAGAGAGCAGACAGAGGCAAUCACAGAAAUUGGACGCAUCUAAUUGCCCCAAAGGUUGAGCAAACAGCGGCAGGCAGAAAGCAGGAAAGCAGCAGCAGCAGCAUCACAUCGAUAGCCAAAAAAUAUGAAUGCCACAACAGUCGGAUGUUGUGUUGUGGGUCCAAUUGGAGGAACAGACACAACAGCGACACCGCGGCAUGUCAACACCGCGUUCUGUUCCCUUCCCAUGUGGGGACUCGGUGUGUGUGGUCACUAGCUACUAGAGUGGGAGAAGAACACCAUCGAGUAGAGAGUUCAAUUCCAAUCAACCACAGCGGACACAUCAACAAUUCGUGCGCCGCCAAAAGCUUGUUCUAAUCCAAUCAAAUCUCAAAUGUGGUUGCUCCCCAAUGCGACUGGCAAAUUGUGACAGUGGUGACGAAGCACACUUUUGUGCACACAUUUUAUAUUUUUAAAAUAAAGCAUUUUAUUUCAUAG